CUCUUUCAUUUCUUGGUCUUGGCCAUCACAUCAUCACAACAAAGCAGAAUGUUUUUGACAAGAUCAGAGUAUGACAGAGGUGUGAACACCUUCUCACCCGAAGGUAGACUGUUCCAAGUAGAAUAUGCAAUCGAAGCAAUCAAAUUAGGAAGUACAACGAUCGGAAUUGCAACAAAAGAAGGUGUUGUACUAGGAGUGGAGAAAAGAGUACAAUCAAAGCUAUUAGAAGCAACUUCAAUCGAAAAGAUUAUGGAAAUUGAUACCCAUUUAGGAUGUGCAAUGAGUGGUUUAACAGCAGAUGCUCGUACUAUGAUCGAACAUGCUCGUGUCACAAGUCAAAAUCAUGCUUUCACUUAUGAUGAAGAAAUCAAGGUUUCUAGUGUCACACAGGCUGUUUGUGAUCUAGCGUUACGAUUCGGAGAGUCCACAGAAGAUGAUGAGGCAAUGAUGUCGCGGCCUUUCGGUGUCGCUCUCUUGAUCGCCGGAAUUGAUGAAAAAGGACCUCAGCUUUACCAUGCCGAUCCUUCUGGAACGUUUGUACGUUAUGAAGCAAAAGCAAUCGGAAGUGGAUCGGAAGGCGCUCAAGGAGAACUGCAAGAAAAGUACAAAAAGGAUAUGUCACUACAUGAAGCAAGCCUGCUUACCCUUCGCGUUUUGAAACAAGUCAUGGAAGAGAAAUUGGAUGAGAAGAACGUUCAAUUGGGCAUCGUCACUCCACGUACAGCAAAAGAUGGUCGUGAAAGUGGUCAAUUCCGCAUCUUGCCAGAAAACGAAUUAAAGGCUCUCGUAGAUGCCAUGUAAAUUAAUCAGCUGUAAUAGAUGCUAUGUAUUGUGUCAUUCAUCCCAAU
Meira miltonrushii is the source of this 848-nucleotide messenger RNA. RefSeq names its product putative PUP2-20S proteasome subunit. The record is from RefSeq and is a predicted model, not a curated record. Gene Ontology annotation, cellular component: proteasome core complex; proteasome core complex, alpha-subunit complex; nucleus. Lineage: Eukaryota; Fungi; Basidiomycota; Exobasidiomycetes; Exobasidiales; Brachybasidiaceae. Gene Ontology annotation, biological process: proteasome-mediated ubiquitin-dependent protein catabolic process. Bases 49 to 801 code for a protein of 250 amino acids. The transcript has 2 exons.